Molecule: messenger RNA, 300 nt
Organism: Candida dubliniensis CD36
Lineage: Eukaryota; Fungi; Ascomycota; Pichiomycetes; Serinales; Debaryomycetaceae
Gene: RPL39
Product: 60S ribosomal protein eL36
Exons: 2
Coding region: 1-300 (99 amino acids)
Biological process (GO): cytoplasmic translation
Cellular component (GO): cytosolic large ribosomal subunit; ribosome
Molecular function (GO): structural constituent of ribosome
Source: RefSeq, a predicted model, not a curated record
AUGGCUAAGUCAGGAAUUGCUGCAGGUGUUAACAAAGGUAGAAAAACUACUGCCAAAGAAGUUGCCCCAAAAAUCUCAUACAGAAAAGGUGCUUCAUCUCAAAGAACUGUUUUCGUUAGAUCAAUUGUUAAAGAAGUUGCUGGAUUAGCUCCAUAUGAAAGAAGAUUGAUUGAAUUGAUCAGAAAUGCUGGUGAAAAAAGAGCCAAGAAAUUGGCUAAAAAGAGAUUAGGUACUCAUAAGAGAGCUUUAAGAAAAGUUGAAGAAAUGACUCAAGUUAUUGCUGAAUCUAGAAGACAUUAA